UUAUCAUUUUGCAACUUUCAUUUAUUUAACUAAGUUUGCUUAUUACAAGCAUUUAUUCCGUGAAAUUCUAUUGAUGUGACGUUAUACUGGUUCUACCUAAAACAAGAUGAUGAAAACACCGAUAACUGUCCUGCAAGAGCUUAUGGUGAAGUUCUCGGAGUCUCCUGAGUAUGAGUGUGUUGCUCAGUCAGGGCCGCAGCACUUAGCCGUGUUCGAGUACCGCUGCGCGGCGCGCGGGCACGUGGUAUCCGCCACGGCGCGCAGCAAGAAGGAGGCCAAGCAGGAGGCCGCGCGGCUCAUGCUGGCGCGGCUCGCGGCCGCCGGGCUCAACGUGCCCGCGCCCUACACCGCGCCCUGCGCGCCCUGCCCGCCCGUCGCCGGGGAUGGCGAUGCAGUUGCCGCUGGCGGCGGCGCCAGGAGCUACAAAGCGCUCCUUAAGGAGCUGUGCCAAGAGUACAAGUUGCCGGGGCCCGAGUACACGCUGGAGGGCGACACGGGCCCGGCGCACGCGCGGCGCUUCACGGCGCGCGGGGCCGUGGGCGCGCACCAGCGCGUCGCCUCCGCCACCACGAAGAAGGCGGCGCAGCAGCUCGCCGCGCAGCAGCUGUACCAGUACUUGAGGGAAAACCUGGCCAGGCUCACUGAGGACUUUGUCGAGGAGGAGGCGCUGGCUCGGGCGCACGAGCGCGCCAUGGAGCGCUACGUGGAGGCGCGCGCCGACGCGCCGCACCGGCCCGACCUGGCGCAGCGCGUCGCCGACUACCACCUCGGUCUGUUGCUCCACCUCGAGGAAGAGAAAGUGAACCUGGGCGCGGACGCGCUCGAAGCCGCCUCGCCAGACGCGGAGCCCGAGACAGCGCUGCAGGCGGUCGCCGGGGCGCUGGGCCUGCGCGCCGAGUGGCACUCACUCCCGGCCGAGGGAGGCUCGCUGACGCUGGUGCGGCUGGCUCCGUCGUCGCCGCCGCUGGUGUUCUGCGCGCGCACCAGGGAAGCGGCGGCGGCCGAGGCGCUCGCUUACCUGCGCCUCACCAUGAAGUUCAGGGAUCAGAAGUGAACUUGUACCUGUACGACGCUC
Molecule: messenger RNA, 1075 nt
Organism: Cydia amplana
Lineage: Eukaryota; Metazoa; Arthropoda; Insecta; Lepidoptera; Tortricidae
Gene: R2D2
Product: RISC-loading complex subunit tarbp2-like
Exons: 7
Coding region: 107-1054 (315 amino acids)
Biological process (GO): regulation of regulatory ncRNA processing; siRNA processing
Cellular component (GO): RISC-loading complex; nucleus; cytoplasm
Molecular function (GO): siRNA binding; double-stranded RNA binding
Source: RefSeq, a predicted model, not a curated record